Messenger RNA from Rhodamnia argentea, 1013 nucleotides. Its product is annotated as protein FAR1-RELATED SEQUENCE 1. The record is from RefSeq and is a predicted model, not a curated record. The transcript is spliced from 3 exons. Bases 107 to 850 code for a protein of 247 amino acids. NCBI's taxonomy places the organism in Eukaryota, Viridiplantae, Streptophyta, Magnoliopsida, Myrtales, Myrtaceae.
CCUCCUCCUCCUCCCUCUUUCGCUUGCUCGCUGGCGCGUUGAUACGGACGGUGGCCAUGCCCCCCACCUCAACGAUCGUUCAACCAGGAAUUUGAAGAUCGUGGAUAUGGUGGGCGAUUUCCGUAGAGAUGGGAUGGUGAGUUCAGUUGGUGCUGAGAGUAGUAGUCGGGCAGUUGAUGAGAAUGAAGUGGGUGUAAGUGCUGUUGAAGGGGAGUAUGAGCAGGUUGUGGAGGUAAAAAUGAAUGACGAUCUGUUAGAGAGGGACGACAUUCUGGACGCCAUGCCGCCAGUAUCGAUGACCUCAGUAGAUGAGCCCUGUGUGGGUCAGGAAUUCGACUCUGAAGCGGCCGCACAUGGGUUUUAUAAUGCAUAUGCUACCCGGGUAGGAUUUAUAAUUCGGGUGAGCAAACUCUCUCGGUCGAGGCGUGAUGGAUCGGCUAUUGGUCGGGCUUUCGUUUGCAACAAAGAGGGUUACAGGAUGCCAGAUAAACGCGAGAAGAUUGUCAGGCAAAGGGCUGAGACGAGAGUCGGUUGUAGGGCCAUGAUGCUGGUGCGGAAAAUACAUACAGGCAAAUGGGUCGUCACAAAGUUUGUGAAGGAACAUACUCAUAACUUGUCACCUGGCAAAGGCCGGAGGGACUGUAUUUAUGAUCAAUAUCCUAACGAACAUGACAAAAUUCGGGAGUUGUCGCAGCAGUUGGCAAUAGAGAAAAAGCGAGCCGCGACGUACAAAAGGCAUCUCGAACUAAUCUUUGAGCACAUUGAGAAUCACAAUGAGAGUCUGGCAAGAAAGAUCCAGCACAUAGUAGACAGCGUGAAGGAAAUCGAAAGCAGAGAGCAGCAAAGUUAGAGAUAGAUUGCCGCAUCUCUUCCUUUUCUUUCUCCCCCUUUUUUGAUCUCUUCCAUUUCCCAGUUCGAAUUGUAAAAUGACGGACUGCGUGGUAAAAGAUGAUGUGAUGAAAUCCUUGUCGAUAUGUCCAGUUUCAAAUAGAUCGCAGUAACCAAUUCCCCCC